AUGUGGCAAGGCAACAUUCUCGUCUGGAAUUGUCAAGGCAUCACCAACACUGAAACACAAAGGGCGCUAAUUGACAUGGUUCAAGCUAAACGCCCUCAACUCAUCUUCCUCUCCGAAACCCUAGCUCAACAGCAACUUAUCGAUUCCCUUACAAACAGGCUUGGCUUUGCCGGCAACAUUGGGCAUGUAGAAUCUUGGCGCUUCACUGGCAUAUAUGGAUUUGCAGCUAGAGGGGUGCGUAGUCAAACAUGGAACCUCAUUGCACAGCUUGCUGGUGAAAACUGUGGAUUACCGUGGCUAAUGGUCAGGGACUUUAAUGAGGUCUGGUGUAGGGCAGACAAGUCAGGCGGUCCCCCUAAGGCUGCAGCAGCUAUGAAUGUGUUCCAACAAACUAUGAUGAACGCUGGUCUUCUGGAGAUGGGAUUUUAUGAAGAACAACGACGUCUUCAUCUCAAGCAAAGUCAAUUGCUUGCACUCCAAGAGACUUAUUGGAGGCAGAGGUCAAGGGCUCUAUGGCUAAAAGAUGGUGAUCGUAACUCAGCCUACUUUCAUCGGGCAGCCUCACAACGAAGAAAUAAAAACACGAUUAAGGGUCUCCAAAUUCUUGAUGGCACUUGGGAGACUAAUCCUAUAGCUCUGCGACAGCUGCUUGCAGAUUAUUACAAUCAAGUUUUUUGCUCGGAUACAAUUGAUGAUGAGGCUAUCUCUGAGGUGUUCAGGGCUACACCAUUGAAAGUUACAACUGCCAUGAAUGAUGACCUUGCCUUGCCUUAUUCUGAUGAUGAAAUCAAAGCUGCUCUCUUCCAAAUGCACCCAUCGAAAAGUCCUGGACCGGAUGGUAUGUCCCCUUUCUUUUAUCAGAAAUAUUGGCAUAUAGUUGGAUAUGACGUUUGUUUGGCUAUCAGAAACUUUUUGGAGAAAGGUGAAGCUUGGCAGGAAUCCAACUUCACUCACAUCUGCUUAAUUCCGAAGAUUCAGAACCCUACUGAGGCAGCUCAUUUUCGUCCUAUUGCUUUAUGCAAUGUUAUUUAUAGAAUUUGUUCCAAAGUUCUGGCUAACAGACUCAAAAAAUGGUUGCCCAAUAUUGUCUCACCACUGCAAAGUGCUUAUGUUCCUGGUCGAUUAAUCUCGGACAACACCCUGGUUGCCACAGAGGUAGCACACUUUAUGUAUAAACUUCGGUCCCAAGAGGAGGGUUUCUUUUCACUCAAACUUGAUAUUAGUAAGGCAUAUGAUCGCCUUGAGUGGACAUAUUUGCAAGCCAUUCUCACCAAGUUAGGAUUUGCUCCGCGGUGGGUUUCCAUGGUGAUGUCAUGUGUGACUUCUGUAAGCUACGCUAUUUUGGUAAACGGUGAAACCUCUCCUACUUUUGGCACCUUCAAGGGUUUAAAGAUGAGUCCUCAAGCUCCAGUACUCCAUCACCUCUUCUUUGCAGAUGACAGUCUUCUUUUUGGUGCAGCUACCAUAAGAGAAUGUACAGUUUUUAAAGGUAUUCUCAACAUUUAUGAACGUGCCUCUGGUCAGAAGGUAAACUUUGCUAAAAGUAGUGUGGUUUUUAGCAAUAAUGUUCAACCUGCUUUGAAGUUCACUUUGGAUUCCAUCUUGGGAGUGAAAUGUGUUUCGGAGCAUGAUUGGUAUCUUGGAUUACCAUUGAGGGUUGGGAGGUCCAAAACGAAACGAUUCCAAUACUUGAAGGAUAAGGUGUCCAAAAAGUUGGUGAAUUGGAAGUCUAAAAUCCUUAGUUGUGCCGGAAAAGAAAUUCUUAUCAAAGCCAAAGCCGUGGCCCAAGUGAUGCCUACUUAUGCUAUGAACUGCUACCUUCUUCCAAAGAUCUUGUGUGAUGACAUUCAUCAGCUUUGUGCGUCCUUCUUUUGGGGUGCCACAGAUGAGAAAAAGAAAAUACAUUGGAGAAGUUGGGAAAAAUUGUGCUUGACUAAGCAUGAAGGUGGCAUGGGGUUCAAAAAUAUUUAUGCCUAUAAUCUUGCAAUGCUUGCUAAACAGGGAUGGAGAUUGCUUACUAAACCUACUUCUUUGAUUGCUCAAGUCUACAAAGCACGUUAUUUUCCCAACUGUUCUUUUUGGGAAGCAGAUCUGGGUACGGCACCUUCAUAUUCAUGGAGGAGUAUUCUGGAAAGUAGACCUCUUUUAUUGGCAGGUGCGAUAUGGCGAGUGGGUGAUGGUACACAGAUCAAAUUAUGGGAGGAUAACUGGGUGCCUCACUGUCCAAGAUACAUGAUACAAAAACCGGAUAACAUGGAGCUUGUUCAUGUAGCGGAGCUGAUUGAUCCCCAUACAAGAACUUGGAAAAGGGAAACUAUACAAUCUCUAUUUCUUCCUCAUGUGGCAGAUAGCAUCUUAUGCAUACCUCUUAGGCAGGUUGCUACUCCCGAUCAAUUAAGCUGGAACCCAGAGAAAAAAGGUUCCUUCACUAUAAAAAGUACGUACUGGAUUGCAAGGCAACAAGUUUUAGGCCAUGUGUUAACAUCUACUUCUCAUGGAGACCCUUACUUGGAGCUUUGGAAGCGUCUAUGGAAGGCUAAGGUUCCAGGGAAGGUACAAAUUUGUGUUUGGAGGGCAUGUAAUGACAUUCUGCCUACUAGAGAGCAACUUCUCAAGAAGGGAUAUGAAGGAGCUGUGAGUUGCUUACUCUGUAAUUACAGAAUUGAAAGCAGUGCACACCUCUUUUGUAAAUGUCCUACAGCACAAACCAUUCUCUCGGGUACUCCCUUCUCUUUGCAUAACAGCUUACCACAUCCAAACUUUAAAGAGUGGAUGUUGGAACAAUCUUUGAGUCUUAAAACUGAUUUGUUUGAAAAACUACUCAUGAUUGUCUGGGGAUUAUGGAAGAACCGCAACUUGAAACUAUGGGAGGAUAAGGUACAGACCUCCGUUGACAUUAUGUUGGGCUGCUUUACAUGGUUCAUAGAGUUUAAACGUGCUAGAGACAAUCCGAAUGGUCGGGUCCAGAAGGUUGUGCAGAGGUGGAAACUGGAAAGCAUCCCCAAGCUCAAUGUUGAUGGCGCUUUUGGGGCACAUGCUUCUCAUGGGGGAGUUGGAGGAGUGCUUAGAGACUCACAUGGUCGGUUUCAGACUAUUUUUGCAGAACCGGUGCUUCAUGCAAAUUCUGCACAGCAAGUUGAGCUUUGUGCCAUUAUGGAAGGACUGAAAUAUGUUGAACUUUUGCAACUGCAGCAGGUGGAAGUGGAAGCGGACUGUCUCUUAGCAGUCCAAUGUAUUAACAAUGAUGUUGAAGAUCUCUCUGAACUUAGUAAUAUGGUUCUAGACAUUAGAACCAAAAUUAGUUCUAUGCAUGGUGUGAAACUUGUAUUUGCACCUAGAUCGUGCAAUAGUAUUGCACACAGAUUAGCUAGUUAUGCUUAUGAAGCACCUCAUCGUGAAACAUGGGAGGUCUUACCUCCUGCUUGUAUUCAUGAUCUAGUCAUGAAAGAAUUUGAAUGUGUUCGUGGCAGAACAGAUGUUCAGUGCCUUCACCUCUGGCAGAAACUCAUCUCACUUGAUCUUGUUAAAGGAUUUUGGAAUAAAGAGGAAGAUGAUCUAAUAAUUAAGUUAGUUGCAAAGUAG
Messenger RNA from Rosa chinensis, 3582 nucleotides. RefSeq lists its product as uncharacterized. Bases 1 to 3582 code for a protein of 1193 amino acids. The transcript has 6 exons. Lineage: Eukaryota; Viridiplantae; Streptophyta; Magnoliopsida; Rosales; Rosaceae. Gene Ontology annotation, molecular function: nucleic acid binding; RNA-DNA hybrid ribonuclease activity. The record is from RefSeq and is a predicted model, not a curated record.